This is a messenger RNA of Corylus avellana, 384 nucleotides long. NCBI's taxonomy places the organism in Eukaryota, Viridiplantae, Streptophyta, Magnoliopsida, Fagales, Betulaceae. The record is from RefSeq and is a predicted model, not a curated record.
AUGGAUGCGAUCCAAUGGUUGAAGAUUAAAUUUCUUGGGAGAGGAUCGUAUGGUACGGUCCACCUAGCACAGUCCAGAAACUGGUAUGGUUCUUCUUGGUUAAUGGCAGUGAAGUCUGUGGCUUUUGAGCGCUCUUCUUCGCUGAAGAAGGAGGCACAGAUUCUCCAAGAAUUCGUCGAUUGUCCUCAAGUUGUUCGUGGGUUGGGGUUUGAUGUCACCCUUGAAGGCGGCUUAUGGUUCUACAAUUUAUUUAUGGAGUAUGCACCGGGAGGCACUCUUCACGAUUUAAUCCAAAGGAGUGGCGGAAAGUUGGAUGAACGUGACGUCCAAAAAUUUACUCGAAUGAUACUCAAAGGCCUUCGUUGCAUCCACGAAAAGGGUUAA